Messenger RNA from Bombyx mori (domestic silkworm), 2558 nucleotides. Its product is annotated as trichohyalin. The coding region runs from base 79 to 1836 and encodes 585 amino acids. Lineage: Eukaryota; Metazoa; Arthropoda; Insecta; Lepidoptera; Bombycidae. The record is from RefSeq and is a predicted model, not a curated record. The transcript is spliced from 12 exons.
UCGUGCUUCAAAAGCGUUGCUAUGGGAACUUUUUUUUUUGUUUUACUGAGAGAAAAUCAAUGUUCUGAUUAAUUUAAAAUGCCGAUUUUAAUAAAUAAAGAUGAAUGGUCGCGUAUAGUCAAAUGGACGGAUCACGACCGGGAAGAUCCAGAGGUCGUCCGCAGACGAGAAUAUGUUAAAUAUCUAGAUUCUAAAAGCAAAGAAAUGACAAAGUCUUGGCCGAACUCGGUAGAGAAUGUCAACAAACGUAAUGAAGAACUCCGUCGUGAAAGAAUCGAAGCGGCUGAAAAAGCCAACGCCGAGUUUUACAAAAGUUAUAUAAAGAAAAAGAAAGAGGAACAACAGAGGAUGAUGGCCAGCGCCAGGGAAACGAUAUUCAAGAACAAAGAUGCGCCUAAACUUUUACUUAGCUCCGUAAUCGAGACCGUUAUACAAAAGGAGCGCAUGGAACAACUAAAAUUUCAAGAGAAACUGCGACAGAUAAAAGCUGAACAAAAGAAGAAAAAUGAUGACGAAAUUAUAGCGAAAGCAAAGCAGUGGAACAAAUUGAUUGAGUUGAAAAAGAAGCGAAGAUUUGAUGCAAACAAGCAACACCAGAAAGAAAUAACAGAGCAAGCCAACGAGAUAGCAGAGCGUAACAGAAAAGAAUACGAGACGGAAUUGAACCUGCAGAAGAUCGACAACAUAAAAGCAGAUGAACAAAUGACCGCUAUUAAAAAGUUUGAAGAAAAUUUCAAAGCAUCGGAGAAGGCUCGCAUCUGGUCGGACAUGGAGCGCUCGCGCCAGGAGUCGGAGGCGCGUCGCAACGAACAAGCCGCCAGAGAACGCUUGGAUGACAAGCUGCUCGAAGUGCUGCUGCGGUCCCGGGCCAGGAUAGAACGGAGACGAGCCCAAACCGAAUUAGAUGUGAAGAACGAGAAGCUGCGAGUGCUGGAAAAAAUAAGCCAGCGCCUGGAGUCCGGGGACGCAGCCCGGGAACAGCACGAACAGGCCAUUUUGAAUAAAGCCAUCAAAGAAAAAUCUGAUGCGGAAGAAGCCCGUCGUCGUGCCGACAUUGAGAAGCAGAAGCAAUUCAGACAACAACGUCAAGAGGCGCGGGAGCAAUUCCUCAGAGACGAAGAAAAGAGACUACAGGACUUUAACACAUUGCGACAGUGGGAGAUCAUGAAUAGGUUCAAAAACGCAGAGUUGUAUCAUGAAUUCAAUGAAAAUAAACGUAAAGAAAAAGCUCGCAAGACUCAGGAAUAUAAAGAGGACAUUUUAAGGUUAUGGAAAGAGCGUUCGGACCGCGAGGCUCAAGAGCUAGCGGACACCCGCUACUUCUACGGGGAGCUAGCCGAACAGAACAUGAGGGCGGAAGAUGAGAAGCUCCUGGAGCACGCCGCCAGCCUCGUGCUGGAGGCGCAGCAGAACGGAAGACCUGACUAUGCUAUCAGAAAGGCAGUGGACCGCUACUGCCGCAUGCGCCGCCUGUACCCGCUGCCAGCGCUACCCGCGUCCCUGGCGGCGCACUACCCCUCGCCCUCCGCCCCGCCCGCGCCCCUCCCCGCUCUGGCGCCGCCCCUCCGAAGACAUGGCCUUCAGGAACCAGUGGAGGCGAAUACUUCAAAAACGCCAAACGAAGAGCCGAAUGUGGAAUCGGUGGCAGAAUACAAGCGACUGGGCCCAGCUAACGGUCUGCAGAGAAGGACUUCGACGCAAAAUAGUAAUGUUGUUCGUCCCUGCGAGGGACCUGCACUGGGUGGCGACGGUCGCUGCUCACCGUCGCAUGUGACGUCACAGUCGCGCGUCGCCGAGCGCUGUCGCUGCGACACGACGAACCAGCCAAGGAAAUAAAACACGCGAAAAAUAAGAAAAUACAUUUAUUUUAUAAUUAACAUGUGUUUGGAGAGCGUUAGUAUGGCACGUGCGUGUUUGCGGCGGCUGUGCACGUGUGCGGACUAGAACGUAGUUGCUUUGUCAAAUUGUGAGUGUGUGACAGUGUUGCCGUUGCGCAAAACUUAAAAUUUUACUUUAACCUAAAUUUGCUUAUUCUAAUUUAUCUUUGGUCGUUGAGUGUAGAUGUGUUUGUUCGAUUAUGUACGUGAAAGCUGCAAUGACCUAUGUCUAUGAAAAUGAUUUAGGAAUGAUAAAUUUUAAUACCAAGGCACUUUUUCCUUUCCGCCGCCCAUGGACGUCGUCCUGUGGCCUAUUCUUACAAUCGAUACGCCUCGCUUGAAAAAAGUAUGUCCAACGAAUCCGUACCACAGUAUUCACAUACACAUUUAAUAAAAAUAUCCUAAAUAGAAUCGAUCAUUUAUAAUACUGCAAAUUAUUUAAUUCAAUCCAUUCGUUUGGCUUUUACAAACUUUACACGGACAUCAACGAUGGGAAUAUAAAAAUAUAUUUGUUUUGUAUAAAAAUUGUAAUACAAUAAUAAAUAUCAUUUUUUGCUCUCAAAUUGUGGAAUCACAUGAUUUAUUACAAAUGUUUUUUGGUGUAGGUUUGUCUCUAAUUAAAUACUGUUACAAUUGAUGUUACUUUCAUUGGCGUAAUUAUAUUAAAAUUGUUUCUUGGAA